AUGCAGAACAGAUCAAAAGCCAGAGCAGAACUACAGCCAGAACAGAGCCAAAUUCAAAGCAAAGUCAAAGCCAGAGCAGAGCCAACGCCACAACAGAACCAAAGCCAGAACAGAGCCAAAGCCAGAACAGAGUCAAAGCCAGAACAGAGCCAAAGCCAUAACAGAGCCAAAGGCAAAGCAGAGCCAAAGCCAGAACGGAGCCAAAACCACAGCAGACCCAAACCAGAGCAGUGCCAAAACCACAGCAGAACCAAAGCCAGGACAAAGCCAAAGCCAGAGCAGAGACAACGCCAGAGCAGAGCCAAAUCCAGAACAGAUCAAAAGCCAGAGCAGAACUACAGCCAGAACAGAGCCAAAUCCAAAGCAGAGCCAAAGCAGAGCCAUGCCACAGCAGAACCAAAGCCAGAGCAGUGCCAAAACCACAGCAGAACCAAAGCCAGAAGAGAACCAAAGCCAAAGCAGAGCCAACGCCAGUGCAGAUCCGAAGCUACAGCGAGAGCAGAGCCUGAGCGAGAUCCAAGGCCAAAGCCAGAGCAGAGCCAAAUCCAGAACAAAGCAAAAGCCAGAGCAGAACCAAAUCCAGACCAGAGCCAAAUUCAGAACAAAACCAAAAACAGAGCAGAGCCAAAGUCUAAGCAGAACCAAAGCCAGAACAGAGCCAAAACCACAGCAGACCCAAGCCAGAGCAGUGCCAAAACCACAACAGAACCAAAGCCAGGACAGAGCCAAAAGCCUGGGCGAGAUCCAAGGCCAAAGCCAGAGCAAAGCCAAAUUCAGAACAAAGCCAAAUACAGAGCAGAGCCAAAGUCUAAGCAGAACCAAAGCCAAAGACAGAGCCAAAUCCAUAGCAGAGAGGGAAUCGGGAGAGAAUUACAGAGAAUAAAGCUUUAG
Molecule: messenger RNA, 891 nt
Organism: Aedes albopictus (Asian tiger mosquito)
Lineage: Eukaryota; Metazoa; Arthropoda; Insecta; Diptera; Culicidae
Product: probable serine/threonine-protein kinase samkC
Exons: 2
Coding region: 1-891 (296 amino acids)
Source: RefSeq, a predicted model, not a curated record